Messenger RNA from Hemisphaericaspora subhashii, 2820 nucleotides. RefSeq lists its product as uncharacterized. The coding region runs from base 1 to 2820 and encodes 939 amino acids. Gene Ontology annotation, cellular component: PAS complex; endosome membrane; fungal-type vacuole membrane. NCBI's taxonomy places the organism in Eukaryota, Fungi, Ascomycota, Pichiomycetes, Serinales, Debaryomycetaceae. The record is from RefSeq and is a predicted model, not a curated record. The transcript has a single exon. Gene Ontology annotation, biological process: phosphatidylinositol biosynthetic process; positive regulation of kinase activity.
AUGUCAUCAACUACUGAAGGUAAGAUCCUCGACCCAGCCUUAAUCAAAGACCUUUCCAAUCACAUCUAUGAAAAACGUAAAGCCACUGCUUUUCAAAUUGAAAGUAUUACCAAAAACGCCCUUGCCCGUAAUGACAGUCAAACAAUCUAUCGAAUAAUCAACGAAUUGGCAGACAUAACAACCAUUGGGACCAAUUCCGCUAAACUAGGUGCUAUUACCGCAUUGGGAAGUGUUUCUGUUGCAUUGGGUUCUUUCGCAAUUGCAUAUUUCUUGGAAGAUAUAAUCAAACCUAUAUUUGCCACGUUUAGAGAUACUGAUGCUAGAGUGAGAUAUUAUGCUUGUGAAUCAUUAUAUAAUAUAGCUAAGAUUGCAAGAGGAGAGAUAUUGCUUUAUUUUAAUGAAGUGUUUGAUAUUUUGUGUAUUUUGGUUACAGAUAGUGAAUCAUCAGUCAAGAAUGCGGCUGAUAUUUUGGAUAGAUUGGUUAAAGAUAUUGUGAGUGCUAAAUCAACGAAUUAUGUUUCUAUAUUACAACAGCAACAUCAGCAAGCACAACAGCAACAACAACAGGGAGAUGAAUCAAGUGUGAUAAGAACAAAUUUGGUGAAUAAUGAUGGACUGGCUAUACAAGUGAACAAUCCGCAGGAUCCUCAAAAGGCAUUUUCAUUACCGAAGUUUAUACCUACUUUGUUAGAAAGAAUAUAUGUUAUUGAUCCAUUUGCUAAGAAGUUUUUGUUAAGUUGGAUUGAAUUGUUUGAUGAUAUUCCUUCUUUGGAAUUGAUCUCAUUCUUACCUAAUUUCUUGGAACCUUUGAUUAAUUUUUUAUUUAAUAAUGCUCCUUCGGAUGUUAGGUUAGAAACAGAAAAUUUAUUAAAUGCAUUACUUAAAGAAAUUAAGUCGAUUUCCAAAAUUAAAUUCGAAGUCAAGAAACGACAAAUUGCUCAAGAAAGGGCUAAAAAGAAAGUGGAAGAAGAGAAGAAACAAGAGCAACAACAGAAGAAAGAAAUUGAAAAUGGUGAAGAUACAGACAGAAUAACUAAGGAAGUCAAAGAAAUUACAUUACAUCCCUCAGAAUCAGUCCAAGAUGAUAUUGAUGCGGAUGCAGAUGAUGAAUUGGAUGAAAAUGCGUCUAUUAGAUCCGAAGAUACAACAAUUAUCAGAAAACCAAAGGAAACCAAGAUUGAAUCUCAACCAGAACAUCAACAAUCUUCAACUGAAGAAGAUGGAGACGAAUUCUUAUUUGGACAAGAUAUCUUCAUCGACUAUGCCAAAAUCAUAAAUAUUCUUCUUUCGUUCUUACGCAGCUCAGAAAAUGAAACUAACAAAACCAACUCGAAUACCAUCACUGCAACUACUAAAGAUGAUAUGUCAAAUGAACCACAUGAAAUUUGUUGUCAAGUUCAAUCGAUUGCUUUGAAAUGGUUACGUGAAAUAUUGGUGAUUUCCCCAGUUGAUAUUUUAAAACUGUUUCCCGAGUGCGUAUCCAUCGUAAUGAAGAAUAUUUCAACUACUGACACGGAUCGUGAUUUCGAAUUACGAGAUUCGUUCCUUGGAUUCAAUUUGGCUCUUCAGGAUUUCUUAACUAAAUUCACUGAUUUUAAGAAAGAAAAUGAACAACAACAUGAAACUGAUGAGAAUGAAAAUGAUAUGAAAUUGAUCCUUGGGUUGACUAAAGAAGUUACUGACAGUAUUAAUGAAGUAGAAUUACCGGCAACCAUAAAUGCCAUAAUUAGACAAUAUUUAGAUUCAACUAAUGAAUUAUCAAGAGUUACUGCACUAGAGUGGUUGAUUUUUAUUUAUUCUAGGAAUCAACUGGAAUUUUUAAGAAUAUUUUCAUUGGUUGGAGAUAAUAAAUUUGAUUUAACGGAUUUAUUAAAAUAUUCAAAUGAUUCAAGUAAUGAUGUGAUUUUAAAAGUCUUACAGUUGUUGGCAAAAAUUUCUGAAUCAAAUCAAGUAUUCUUCAAAGAUUUUAUUAUAAAAUUAAUCAAGUUAUUUGAACAAGAAGCCCAUGAGAAAUCUCAUAGGAUCAAAGUUGAAUUUAUAAUUCGGAAAUUAUGUGUUUAUUUAAAUGCAGAAGGAAUAUUCACGACUUUAUCUGAAGUCUUAACGGCAACAAUUGACGAUUUGGAGUUUAUAAAUAUGAUGGUUGUUACAUUGAAUAAUAUCUUAUUGACAUCACAAGAAUUGGCUUCUUUUAGAAAGAAAUUAAAGAACUUAGAUGUUUAUAAAUUAGAAGAUUGGCAAUUAUUUUCCCUGUUAUUUCAAAGUUGGUGUCAUAAUGCUCCAAGUGCAUUAUCUUUAUGUUUAUUAACUUCAAAUUAUGAAUUGGCAUAUUUAAUAAUCAAGAAUUUAUCAGAACUGGAAGUCACUUUCCAAUUAUUGACUCAAUUGGAUAUAUUAAUUCAAUUACUUGAAUCUCCGAUAUUUUUGAAAUUACGUUUACAAUUACUUGAACCAGAGAAACAUCCAUAUUUAUACAAGACACUUUAUGGAUUAUUAAUGGUAUUACCUCAAUCAACAACAUAUACCACACUUCGAAAUAGACUUGCGACCGUAUCUAACCUAACCCAUACAACUUCAACUACAUUAGCACCAAAUUCAAUUCCUAGUGGAAUUCUAACUACCCCGGUAAAUACACCUGGGGCAGUUUCAACCAGUACAUCAGUAAGUAGUCAAUUAUCGAUCAAGAGGAAAAGAGUGUAUGAAAUGUUGGAUAAGUUUACUAAAAUACAAGAUAAGCAUGAAGAAUGUAAUUGGACUACCCGUGGUUCCAGAUAUAAUGAAUCAAAUUAUGAAAGUAGUAUAAUUCAUCUGAUUAGAUAG